GAAAUUCCCCUGUCGGAUGUUUCGCUGAGCUCAUCUUCCGCGACUCCGACAGCGGCACGUUUCUCAGCCCCCGCCGCCCCAACUACUUCUCCGCCCUCCUUUCCUUUCCUUUUCCUCCCAAUUCCAAACCGCGGAAACUGCCGCCGAUCCAAUCCACAAUCCUCGAAUGAUCCCCAGAUCCUUCCGCCUCCCAUGGAUCUUGAUCCCCUAUCCCUUCCCGGCCCCUCCGCCGGCGGCCACCUCUGCCCAUGCGCCUGCCCCUUCUGCUGCCGCCCCGCAUCCCCUUCCUUCCGACGCUCCAUGAAGCGCCGCUUCGAAUCUGACUCCGCAGAUGGCGGCGGCGGGGAGGUCGCUGCCCGUGUGGAGGUCGAGAACGAGCUGGAGGCGCUGCGCGAGGCCGUGGAGAACCAGCAGGAGACGAUUCAGGAACUGUGCGCGGAGCUGGACGAGGAGCGUAACGCCGCCGCCUCGGCCGCCAGCGAGGCCAUGUCGAUGAUUCUCCGGCUCCAGCGGGAGAAGGCGGAGGCGCAGAUGGACGCCCGGCAGUUCAAGCGGUUCGCCGAGGAGAAGAUGGAGCACGACCAGCAGGAGCUACUUGACCUAGAGGAACUUGUAUUUAAGCGCGAAGAAGCCAUCGAAGACCUCAUAUUGCGGCUCCAGGCUUACCGAGACCUUCUCGUCUCCCACGGCAUCGAUCCUGACGACGUCGACGCCACAGCACCCUGCGGUGGCGACGCGAACGGCGACCUUGGUGCAUCCCAAUACGAGGAGGAGAUAUUCACAAGUGAAUACCCUCCGUUGAAGUGCAACCUGCCCAAUGACGUCCAAGGCAAAGGGGAUUAUUAUGAUGAGUCUGCUAAUCUCAAGAAGUUUGCUUUUCGGGAGACCCCGCAUGCCGAAGAGGACCUUGAGAGUUCGGAGCACCAGAUUUGUGAGCUAGAGACCUCGCCGAUCGCUACUGACCUGCUAGAGAAAGGCGUGGUCGAGGAGGGCCCGGGACCCGGACCUUCUGGCCAUUUCAGAUCUUCUUCGUUCAGUAGCUAUGAUUCGAUUCCCAGUGUGAAACUGCAACAGCCCCUUAAGGGGGAGGAUUUUCCUGCUUCAAUGGAUAGACCAUCUCUCGAUGACGGUGGUGCGGACGAUGUUAGUGACAGGGUGUGCAUACUCGAUGCAGUGCAUGAGACUGCAACAGAAAGUGCUGUCGAGAAUUGCGUUGACACACAAAGGAAGAAGUGCGAGAGAGGGGAGAUGGAAGGUGGGGCUCCAGAUAUUAGAAAUCUGUACAUGAGACUGCAGACACUUGAGGCAGACAGGGAGUCAAUGAGGCAGGCCAUUAUUUCAAUGCGAACAGAGAAGGCACAGCUGGUGCUGCUCAGAGAGUUAGCACACCAGCUGCAUAAGGAUCUCUCUCCUGAGAAGAAAAUUGUUAAAAAAAGUUCUUCAUCCACAAAUUUCUCAGUUUUUGCUGUGCUUAAGUGGGUAAUGGCAUUUCUUCUCUGGAGAAAGAAGCCAUCUCGAACCAGGUACACGUUCGGCUCGUCAAAUGCCAACCUCGGCUUGUUGUUGCUUCUGGAGAAUUCACCCCGAAUCAGUAACUGGAGACUUGUCACAGGAACGCAAGGGUGAACAGAAAAUACUCUAUUCCAUUUGUUUUGGUCAAAUUGUAUCAUAUGAUUGAGAUUACAUGUGGUGUUCUAAGUUCUAAGUGCAAUUUUUUGCGGGGAUAUCAUCUAAUCAAUCCCCUGUUUAAUACUCUUGGUUUUAUGAUGUGUUUUGUAAUAUGGUAUUGUAAUGAUGGGGUGCCAUUCUUUUUUUUUUGUUGAGCUUGAUAUUGGUGAAUGUAAGCUGUAACAAUCUGUGACAAAAUUGUUUUGGUAUGAUAAUCCCAAUUUAUCAGAGGUAA
Messenger RNA from Zingiber officinale, 1903 nucleotides. Its product is annotated as myosin-binding protein 7-like. The coding region runs from base 193 to 1626 and encodes 477 amino acids. The record is from RefSeq and is a predicted model, not a curated record. NCBI's taxonomy places the organism in Eukaryota, Viridiplantae, Streptophyta, Magnoliopsida, Zingiberales, Zingiberaceae. The transcript has 3 exons.